AUGAUAACCAACAAGAAACCAACCAAGAUUAUUCAAGAUGCUGUGCACGGGAUUGUUGAGGUUGAGGGUCUUCUCAUGCGUUUUAUUGACACGCCAGAGUUCCAGCGGUUGCGACGGUUAAACCAAGUUGGUGUCACGCGCUAUGUCUAUCCUGUUUGUACGCACACGAGGUUCGAGCACAGCCUCGGCACCUACCAUCUCACAAAACGACUCCUUGAUGCAAUUCAGGCGGACCUAAGUAAUGAAGUAAUUCGACUUACCGAGGGUGAAUGUACAAGUCUCAUGCUAGCAGCGCUUUGUCACGACCUUGGUAAGCACGAGGAGAUAAGUUGUCGCAUAAUCCAGCGCAUUGUGAACAAGGAUGAGCAUUUGCGAACCCUGUUGAACGAUGCUGGAGUGGACCUCGACCUUGUUUAUGCCCUAAUCCGUGGUCACGCAACCCCAGAGCUUAAGAUUAUUUCGAAUUCCCUGAAUGGUAACGAUGUGGACAAGUGGGAUUACAUUAUGCGCGAUUCAUUUCAUGCCGGUUUGGGUCAGGGUUCCUGUGUAAUUGAGCUAGAGCGCUUACUCCGCUUCUACCGCCCUGCUUAUCACGCCUCCGACGACUCCUGGCACAUGUCCUUCCGAGUGUCUGAAUUGGAGAAUGUCAUGCGCGUCUUCACGCAACGACUGCGUCUUCGUAGCAGCGUAUACGCUCACAAAACGACUCUCGCCAUUGAAGCCAUGUUCAUUGACAUCUUCAACGCGCUUGACCCAGUCUUGCAUCUUCGUGAUCUGUCACUCAGAGCGGCCACUGGUGACAACAGCGCCCUGGAUGCCUUUCUGCGAAUGGAUGAGCACUGCAUAUGGGGAAUAGCCUCUUGUUAUUCCAUUUGGCCAUUUAAAAUUUUGCCAGACAUGGCGGAGAAUUUACGGCGUUCUGCGUGUCUUUGCGAACGCAUCCAAACGCGACAACUUUACUCCAUCGUAGGUUGUUUCUAUGCAGUCAGGGAAAUAGAUGUUGUGAAUGCUCAGGAGCCCCUGGAAGUGGAUUGCGAAGCGUUAACCGCAAGAAAAAUCGUCUUGAUGGCCACAUUGUACGAUGCAGAUAAAGGACAGAAAAAUGCCAUCCAAAGAGAAAUUCUAGGAACGGAGUCUGAAAUUUUGGAAGAAAUUUUCGCAAAACUCCCGCACAACUCUCCCGUUCGAAGUGUCCGUGAGCUCCGCCUUGUAAGCGACCUUCAGUCCUCCAAUUCAACUGACGACCCGCCUACCUUCUUUGUGUACCGAACGCUAGCUGACACAUUUUCAAUUACACAACCGUUAACAAAAGUGUGCUGCUUCCUCCUGUUAUGGUCGGGUCCCUUCCAGGACGACGAAGACGGCCCCCCACUGCACACACCGUCACCUGUGCCACCAUGUCUGACCGAGGCCUUGGAGGCUUGGCGACGCGAAAAGGUGGAAGCAACGGCACUCCGCUGGGGCAAACUCACCAGCAAACUGUGA
Molecule: messenger RNA, 1485 nt
Organism: Mesocestoides corti
Lineage: Eukaryota; Metazoa; Platyhelminthes; Cestoda; Cyclophyllidea; Mesocestoididae
Source: the annotation of a GenBank genome assembly